Molecule: messenger RNA, 1994 nt
Organism: Oryctolagus cuniculus (rabbit)
Lineage: Eukaryota; Metazoa; Chordata; Mammalia; Lagomorpha; Leporidae
Product: immunoglobulin-binding protein 1
Biological process (GO): regulation of dephosphorylation; regulation of signal transduction
Cellular component (GO): cytosol
Molecular function (GO): protein phosphatase 2A binding
Source: RefSeq, a predicted model, not a curated record
CUCCCCGGACCCAGGAACUCGGAGCCCGUCCCCGUACUGCUCUCCCUCUCCUGCUGCCCCGAGCAGCCUGUACCAACACGGCCCCCACACCCGGGCCAGCCAUGCGCGGGCAGGUGCUCCCGCACACCACGGCUGCGGCCUGCUGGUGAGGGCGCGCGUGACCCGUCCGUCACUGAUGCCACCACCACCAGCCCUUGGGCGGGGCCGGGACCCCACGCCCUUGCCAGGGCUGCCAUCGGCUACACAAGGACAAAACGCCGAGACUACGGCGAGAUGUCCAGCUGGAACCCAAGCACAGCGGCCUAGCAGACUCGCCCACGACACACCAUCUAGGAAAGCCGCGCUCUGCAGGGACGGAGACGGGGCUCUGCCACCCUCGUCAACGCGGGGACAAGGCCGCGGGGCGUCCCCCAGGAGCGGGGUGACCUGGCCAAGCGCGAGAAAGGGGAGCCCACGACCCCCGAGUACACGAAAGCAGGACGUGGGCGCCGCGUGGCGCGAAGGCGCCCACCGGGUGGCGGGGCGCUCCCGAGGCGCCUGCACUGGGACGACGCGGGGGCUCGGCGGGCGCGGGGACGCGACUGCGCAGGCGCCAGAGGCCGGCCCGGCGGAAGCGAGGGCGCCACGCGCACUUCCUGCGGCGCAACCGUCGGCCUGCGGAGCGGCGCCGGGCGGGAGCGGCUCUCGAGUUACCUGUGACCCGGGAGUGAAGCCCCGGCCAGCCUCCGCCGCGAGAUGGCAGCGUCCGCGGACAAGGCCCUGCCGCUGCGGCUGCCCGAGCUGUUCGAGGCCGGCAGGCGGCUGCUGGAGCAGGCGGAGGCCGCGGCCGAGCCCAGCGGUUCCCAGGCGGUCCAGGACGCCGUGGCCGAGGGCUUGGAGCUCCUGGGGAAGGCCGCCGACAUGCUGUCGCUGCUCGACCUGUUCAGCCGAAACGAGGACGUGGAAGACAUCGCCUCCGCCGACCUCAAGUACCUGCUGCUGCCGGCGCUGCAGGGCGCGCUCACCGUGAAGCAGGUGCGCCCCGGCGAGCGUCUGGCCCACCUGCAGCAGGCGCGGGAACACUUCCUAAACUACCUCACGCAGUGCCGGCACUACCGGCUGGCCGAGUUCCCGCUUCCUGGAACCCGCGCCGGCGCAGCCCAACGCAGUGCCGCUGCGCCCGCCGCAGCCCGGCCUGGCCUCGAGGCCAUGGCGUCGCAACGCGAGGCUAAGAUAGAGAGGUACAGGCAGAGGAAGGAGGCGGAGAGCAGGCUGGCCGCGCUGAAACGCGCUGUGGAAAGCGGGCAGGCAGCGGACGAGCGUGUCCGUGAGUACCACCUCCUCCACCUCCGGAGGUGGGCGGGUAUCAGCUUGGAUGAGAUUGAGAGCAUUGACCAGGAGAUGGAGAUUCUGCGAGAAAAAGACUCCGCAGGAGAGGCGGCGGCGCCUCCCGCAUCUCGCCAGGAGAGGCCUCCAGUGAAGCCCUUCAUUCUCACUCGCAAUGUGACCCAAGCUAAAGUGUUCGGAGCCGGUUAUCCGAGUCUGGCAACCAUGACCGUGAAUGACUGGUACGAGCAGCAUCAGAAAUUUGGAGCGUUGCCAGAUCAAGGAAUAGCCAAGGAGACGCCAGAGCCCUCUGACACCGAGAGCUGACUGAAACACUUCAGAACCUGCAAUACAGGUGCCGUUCAGCUUACAGUGAGCUUACAUCCAGAUAAACCCACUGUAAGUUGACAGUAUCCUAGAGCAGCAAGAUACAGGAAGACAGGAGGAGGAGCAUGGUGAGAACACCACAGAGCAAGGGGUGGGGGGUGACUGGAAAGGCACCCAGGCUAGGGGCUGUGGCAACUGACAGGUUGCUUCCCAAAACUGACGGGACUGCAGAACACACCAGCCCCACCAAGGAGAACCAUGCAGUCCCCUCCCUGGGCUGCUGCCUCAGCUCUGUGAAACAAAGGUAAAGGCUGUAAUCUUGCUUUGCAUUUAAUAAAGUGUCAUUGUGCAGUUGUGUCCUA